UCUCUCGGGGCUCCGAGAUCCCUGGUAUUGCCCAUCUUGUCACUUGUCUGACUCCUCGGCCGCGGCCUGGAUUUGCGGAAAAACGCUGUUGCCUGAAAACAUCGCAGGAAACAAGCUGAGAUCGAAAUGGGUGACCCAGAUAUCGGGGCCGUGAUGGGUUUCUCUGGGUUUGGAAAGAAAGCUCGGACCUUUGACCUGGAGGCCAUAUUUGAACAGACACGUCGGACUGCCAUUGAGAGGAGCAGGAAAGUGUUGGAGAAGGAGCAGACUGCAGCAGAAUCUCUUGAGUCAACAGCCUGUGCUGGGAGAUCAGGCUCCCCAACCAGGAAAGACCAUCCUCAGGCCAUUGCCAGGUCACCUGUUGGAGAUGGAAGUGGAGGUGAAGACAGUGACAGUUCAAGCAGUGAUGUGAUUGGUCCCCCAGUACCUUCCUCGUUAUCUCGAUCAGCAAUCAAGGAGCUGGUGAAUGCUGCGGACCUCCGUCCAGCUCCAUGUGACAAACUGCAGGGAGACACGGAUGAAGAGGAAGAGGAUGAUGAUGAGGAGGACGAUGAUGACCCAGCGAAGCGGAUUCCAGACUCGCAUGAAAUCACACUGAUCCAUGGCAAGAAAACGGUGUCUGCACUGGGGCUGGACCCAUCGGGUGCACGACUGGUUACAGGAGGCUAUGAUUACGAGGUGAAGCUCUGGGACUUUGCAGGAAUGGACGCUUCGCUGCAGGCUUUCAGGUCACUACAACCCUGCGAAUGUCACCAGAUUAAAUCCUUGCAGUACAGUGCGACAGGGGACGUAAUUCUCUGUGUGGCCGGCAGUGCCCAGGCCAAGGUGCUGGACCGUGAUGGCUUCCAGGUGAUGGAGUGUGCGAAGGGAGACCAGUACAUCGUCGAUCAAGCUAAGACCAAGGGACAUACAGCUAUGCUGAACAGUGGUGCCUGGCAUCCAAAAAUUAAGGAGGAGUUUGUGACCUGCUCAAAUGAUGGGACUGUGCGGACUUGGGACAUGAACAAUGAGAAGAAACACAAGAAUGUUUUUAAACCACGAACAGCACAAGGGAAGCGAAUUAUUCCCACCACGUGUGCAUACAGCAGAGAUGGCAAGUUUAUUGCUGCUGCAUGUCAGGAUGGCUCCAUUCAGAUCUGGGAUCGGAACAUGAACGUUCAUACAAAGUUUCACAAUCGACAGGCACAUGUUCCUGGGAGUGACACAUCUUGCCUUAGCUUUUCGUACGAUGGGACUACUCUGGCAUCACGUGGUGGAGAUGACACCAUUAAAACCUGGGAUAUGAGGAAUUUCCAGAAUCCUCUGAAUGUGGCCACUGAUCUCCCGAACAUCUUUCCAAUGACAGAUUGCUGCUUCAGCCCUGAUGAUAAGCUGCUGGUAACGGGGACAUCCAUGCGGAAGGGCCAUGGGAGUGGUAAACUACUGUUUUUCGAUCGAGAAACCUUUCGCAAGCUUUACGAGAUUGAGGUCACUGAUGCGAGUGUCAUUCGUUGUUUGUGGCAUCCGAAGCUUAACCAGAUCAUGGUGGGAACAGGAAAUGGACUGGCAAAAGUCUACUACCACCCAGUGAAAAGUCAAAGAGGAGCUAAACUCUGUGUUGUGAAAACAAAGAGAAAAGCAAAGCAGAGUCAAACUGUCACACAAGAUUACAUCAUUACACCACAUGCUUUGCCCAUGUUUCGGGAGCCCAGGCAGAAGAGUACCAGGAAACAACUGGAGAAAGAUCGCCUUGAUCCUGUGAAAUCCCACAAACCUGAGCCUCCUGUAUCUGGACCAGGUCGUGGUGGUCGAGUUGGGACUCAUGGUGGGACAUUAUCAUCAUUCAUUGUGAAGAAUAUUGCUCUGGAUAAAACAGAUGACAGUAACCCACGUGAAGCCAUCUUGCGUCAUGCAAAAGAUGCUGAACAGAACCCAUACUGGGUGGCUCCUGCCUAUGUUAAGACGCAGCCACAUGCAGUGUUUGCAGAUGUGGAGUCCGAGGAAGAGCUGGAGGAUGAUGAGCCCGAGUGGAAGAAGCGGAAAUUGUGAACAAAAUGGUCCUUGAACUGGUCACGAACUGCAUCGCCUGAUUUUUGUGUUGUGAUGGUGGAUGAGAGAGAUUGUGUGGGAGUGGGAGAAGAAUGUGCAGCAGGUUUGUGCAAGACAGGAGGGAGGGGGGUUUGCAGGGAGGGGUAAUGGGGUGAGAGGAGGACCCAAGGAGACACGGCCAAAUGUCGUAGUCUCUACCCAGUAUUUUACUGUAUGUCUUCAGUUAAUUAAACCUGUGUUGACACAAUUGACAGUUGUAUUCCAUUUGCUCUUUGUGUCGAGAUCAGAAAUAACCCUUGGCAAAGAGUCUAUAAAACCUGAAAUGGACCUAUGCCUUUUCUGUCUAUCUAUCCAUCCAAAAGCCUUUUAAAUGUUGUAAGCAUAGUAAAUGUCUUCACUACCCUUUCCGCCUGUGUCACUAUUUCCAGGGAACUGAACUUGCACCUCAAGGUCUCUCUGUAUAGCAACACUCCAAAGGUCCCUGCCAUUUACUCUGUCCUCCCAGAAUUGGAAUUCGCAAAGUGCAUUACCCCUCACUUGCAGCAACACACACAAGAUGCCGAAGGAACUCAGCAGGUCAGGCACCAUCUAUGGAGAGAAAUAAACAGUCGAUGUUUUGGGUCAAGACCCUUCAUCAGGACUGGAAAGGAAGAGGGCAGAAGCCGGAAUAAGAAGAUUGUGGGAGGAGUACGUGCAGGCAGGUGAUGGGUGAGUUCAGGUGAUUGAUGAGUCCAGGUGAGAGGGGAAAGGUAGGAGGGUGGGGGAGGGAGGAGAAGUAAGAAGCUGAGAGGUGAAAGGGAGAAGAGGCAAAGGGCUGAAGGAGGAAUCCGGUAGGAGAGGGCAGUGGACCAUGGAAUAAAGGGAAGGAGAUAGGGAAUGGAUGGGCAGAUCAUGAGGACAGGGAAGCGGAAAGGAAAGGGGGCCACAGGAAUGAGGGAAGACGAGAAAAAAAAGGAAGGUGGGAGAGAAGAGGGGAGGGGUUACCAGAAGUUAGAGAAAUCGAUGUUGAGGCCGUCAGGUUGGCGACUACCUAGGUGAAAUAUGAAGUGUUGUUCCUCCAACCUACGUCUGGUCUCAAUGUGGAGGUCGAGGAGGCCAUGGAUAGACAUGUUGGUAUGGGAGUAGAAUGUGGAACUGAAGUGGGUGGUCAUUAGGAGAUCCUUGCUUUUGUGGUGGACGAACCGAAGGUGCUCGACGAAGCGGUCACCCAGUCUACAUCAGGUCUCACCGAUGUAGGGGAGACCCAAAGCGUCGACUGUUUAUUUCUCUCCAUAGAUGCUGCCUGACCUGCUGAGUUCCUCCAGCAUUUUGUGUGUGUUGCUCCAGAUUCCAGCAUCUGCAGAAUCUCUUGUACCUCACAUUUGGCACUGCUCUGCCCAACUUUCCAGCUGAUCCGUGUCCCAUGUGGAACCUUGUCAAAGCCCUUGUUAAAAUCCAUGUAGACAAUGUCACCUCUUCAAAAAAAAAAUUCAAUCAAAUUCAUGAGACACAAUUUCCCACUCACAAAGCCAUGCUGACUAUCCCUGAUCAGUCCCUGCCUUUCCAAAUGCAGAUAGAUCCUGUCCCUCAGAAUCUCUUCCAGUAACUGUCCCUCCACUGAUGUAAGGCUCACCGGCCCAUAGUUCCCUGGCUUAUUCCCUAUCUUAUAUUGUCCUUGCGGCCCUUCUUAGAUAAAGGCACAACAUCAGCCACCCUCCAGUUUUCUGGUACCUCACCCGUGAUUAAAGAGGAUACAAAUAUCUCUACCAGGGCCCCACCAAUUUUUUUCUUUUGCUUUUCACAUUGUUGCGGGAAAGUUUUACAUUUGUAGUGUUGCUCAGUCUAUACAUUCACAGUGUUAACGAUUUCAUAUGUUAGUAGUGUUUGCGUAUUGUGUACCUAACACCAUUGCCACUCAUGUGGCCUCCCAGAAUUAAACAAACUUCAAGUGUUUGAGGGACUUUUACCCCAGGCUUAGCCCCUCAAUAGAUAAUGACAGAAGGACCGCAGACUGCCAUCCUUGCCCACAGAGCCUUUGCAUUUGCUGCACCAAACAUCAGUUCAUCCCUCAGUAUAUACUCUUGCGGCCUGAUAUGUGGCAAUUGGCAGCAUUUGCUUAUGGACGUCCCGUACUGAAAAGCCAAGAAGUUUUGGACAGACCAAAGAGCAUCUUUCACUUGAGUUCAUGAUCUUCCAGCAGCACUUGAUGUCUGUCUCUGUGUGCAUCCCUGGGAACAGCCCAUGGAUCAGAGAAUCCUGUGUUACACAGCUGCUCAGGAUGAACUGUGAUAAGGUGAGCAACUGUCUAUUCCUCAACGCAGCCAUCCUGAGGGUAGCAGGUGUUGGGUGUGAGAUUCUUAUCAGGAGGGCCCCUCUCACUGCCAGCCAAAUGAGGUCUUGGUCCUUGGUGAGUUUUGGCAAUGAGGCAUUCUGCUGUUUGGGCAGUCUGUUCAGGGAACUUCCACACAGUAUCCACCGUGUCUGUCCUGCAGUGUCUGCAGGAUGUUCUGUUCAGGUCGACUUCUGGUCCGUGGUGCUUUUUCAGAAGAGGCAGUGCAGCAAUGUCCAGCUGACAUUGUGCUGCAAUGAGGUCAGCCCAUCCUUCGCCACACUGGGGACAGGUAGAACCUCAGCACAUAGUGACACUUGGUGCCUGCAUACUUUUCCAAGCACAUCCUGAUGCAGAUAUACACCUCUGUAGCUGUGACACUUUACUCUGUACUGUUAUUGUUUUUACCUGUACUACAUCAAUGCACUCUGUACUAACUCAAUGUAACUGCACUGUGUAAUGAAUUGACCUGUACGAUCGGUAUGCAAGACAAGUUUUUCUCUGUACCUCGGUACAAGUGACAAUAAUAAACCAAUACCAAUA
Pristis pectinata (smalltooth sawfish) is the source of this 4879-nucleotide messenger RNA. Its product is annotated as WD repeat-containing protein 70. The record is from RefSeq and is a predicted model, not a curated record. Bases 127 to 2028 code for a protein of 633 amino acids. Gene Ontology annotation, molecular function: protein binding. The transcript is spliced from 18 exons. Gene Ontology annotation, biological process: regulation of DNA double-strand break processing. Gene Ontology annotation, cellular component: nucleus; site of double-strand break. NCBI's taxonomy places the organism in Eukaryota, Metazoa, Chordata, Chondrichthyes, Rhinopristiformes, Pristidae.